Oncorhynchus kisutch (coho salmon) is the source of this 5300-nucleotide messenger RNA. RefSeq names its product homeobox protein SIX5. Gene Ontology annotation, cellular component: transcription regulator complex; nucleus. The transcript has 3 exons. Bases 112 to 2970 code for a protein of 952 amino acids. The record is from RefSeq and is a predicted model, not a curated record. Lineage: Eukaryota; Metazoa; Chordata; Actinopteri; Salmoniformes; Salmonidae. Gene Ontology annotation, molecular function: RNA polymerase II cis-regulatory region sequence-specific DNA binding; DNA-binding transcription factor activity, RNA polymerase II-specific. Gene Ontology annotation, biological process: regulation of transcription by RNA polymerase II.
GGUUAGAGGCGUGCGUGACGCGUGUAGCUGUGGCAGACACUCGUCGACGGAGAAUGGGCGAGAGAGCGCGCGCAGGGGAGGAACUAAAAUUUAAAAAAAGUUUAACUAAAAAUGGCUUCCUUGUCUUUGGAGUCUGCAGAACAAUCUGAGAAUAGCACGGAGAAUCCUACCCAAGAGGCCGCUCCGGUGAAAGAGGAGACGGAUCCGGAUGAAGUUUCGGAACAAUUGCUAAAAACUUUUCAGAACUCGGCGCUUAGCUUUUCGACCGAUCAAGUAGCAUGUCUGUGCGAAGCCCUUCUACAGGCAGGCAAUGUGGAUCGCCUGUGGAGAUUCCUAUCAACCAUCCCUCCUUCGGCCGAGCUGCUACGUGGCAACGAGACGUUGCUCAAGGCCCAGGCACUGGUCUCUUUCCACCGGGAAGAAUUCAAGGAGCUGUACGCAAUAUUGGAAAGCCACGACUUCCACCCGAGCAACCAUGGGUUCCUGCAGGACCUCUACUUGCAGGCGCGCUACAAGGAGGCGGAGAGGUCCCGAGGUCGUAGCCUGGGCGCCGUGGACAAGUAUCGCCUUCGGAAGAAGUUUCCCCUGCCGAAAACAAUCUGGGAUGGAGAGGAAACGGUAUAUUGUUUCAAGGAGAAGUCUCGCAAUGCACUGAAAGAGUGUUACAAAAGCAACAGGUACCCCACUCCAGACGAGAAGAAAAACUUGGCCAAUGUGACUGGACUCUCCCUCACGCAAGUCAGCAAUUGGUUCAAGAAUCGACGGCAGAGAGACCGAACCCCGUCUGGUACCAACAGCAAAAGUGAGUCCGAUGGUAACCACAGCACAGACGAUGAGGGUGACGACAUCUCAGACAAACUAGAGGACAUUGUGGGCUCCGCAGCCUCCAUCAUCUCCCUCUCUGGUACCCCCUGCAGCACUGGGGGCCAGAUCUUCCUCAACGGGGCUGGUGGGUUCCUCGCCGCCUCCCACCCCUUACUCCUCAAUAGGGGCUCCCUGAUCUCCGGGGCAGGGGGUGGCGUCAUCAUCAACGGGCUGACACUGAGCGAUGGUCACACGGUUACCCUCAGCCCAAUAUCGGCUAACUCGCCUCUGCUCUUCAAUGGAGCGCAAGUCAUAUCCAAAAGCAGUGCGGUUCUGCAGGAUAUGGGUCUGGAGGGCCAGGGGGUUACAGCCAUGGAGGCCCAGCCCAGCUCGGUCAUCUCCCUCCCCCUGACAGAGGACGGUAAGAUGGACAGCGUUAGCCUGACGAACCCCUCGACUAUCCCCACCCUGGACUUCAUCAAUGUCCCAGAGGGGAUGGUUCUCAAAGCCGAGGACAUCCAGACAGUCUCUCCUUCCCCCUCUUCUUCCUUGUCUUCCCCCUCAACAUUCUCCCCCACCUCCCUCCCCUCCCUGGUUCUGACUCAAAAUGGCCACCUCUCCAACACCUUCCCGGUCUCUAAGUCAUCCCCGGGCGUGGUCAUCUCCAGCCCUGUAGUGAGCCUCCCCAACCAGCAGGGGGAGUAUGUUGUGUUUGCCACAGCUGGUUCUCAGCUCACCCCCUCCAGCUCCAUCUGCCAGGUGGUGUCAUCCUACAGCUACUCCAGCCCACAGGUAUUCUCCCUGCCUCAGGUGGUGCCCUCCAUCCAGGGUGUCCCUGUAUCCCAACUGGUCCAACACAACCCUGGAGGCCAGUGUCCCCAGUUAGUUCCUGUCCCCCCCCUCACCUCCUCCCUCCCCCAGGGCACCCUCUCCCAGUUCCAGGGCCACCAGCCUCUGAACAUUGCCCCCCACCUCGCCCAAUCCCUCCCCCAGCAUCAUACUGGUUCCUCUACAUUGGGAGCGGGAUCCACCAUCCUCUCCCUGUCCCAGCUCACCAAUGGACAGCUCCCCCAGGGACUCACACUCCAGUUGGGUGACCAGACCUCAGCUACGAUCCCCACUCUGACACAGAUCCAGUCCCCACUAGGCCAUCCCCAGAUCAUCUCCUCCCCUACCCAUGUGGUUCCUGUCUCCCAGUCCAAAGAGACAACCCCAGCUCAGUUGGUUUCCCUGCCCCAGCUGGUGCCUGUCUCCUCCGCGGGACAACUCUCCUUCUCUCAGGUCGGCCCGGCCACCCCUUCUCUAUCUGGAGGUGCUUUCCAGAUCCUAGCCUCGGCCACUGGAGGUGGGAUGCCUCAGGGGCCCUUUAGGAUAAACCAACUGGGACCCCUCCAGACUGUAGGCCCGCCGACCAGCAUGGCUCCUAGUGUCCAGCUCCUCAACUCUGGGGUCAUUCAGCUCCCCUCCGCCUCGCCAGGGAAUCUCCUCUAUGGUGGAAGCCCCAUCCUGAGUUACCAGAACGGCAAGCUGAUCCUAACUAUCCCGGCUGGCAUCCAGUUCGGCAGCCUGCCCAUGAAACCCGUCCCUGAGGCUUCUACCCACCCCACCAACGGAGUAGGCCCCGGACUCACACUCAACCCUGUCAUCCACCCUACACCUACCCUCAUCCCAGUCUCCACCUCUGUCUCAACCUCCAACACCCUCCAGACGUCCCCCCUCUGCUUCAUCAACUCUCCGCUCUACUGCACUCAUGAGAUGGGUGUCCCCACCAACCAGACCCUCUCCACCACCUCCCUACACACCCUGGACCUCUCUGCCACCCACACCCCUCCCAAUGCCCUCACCCCAGAGAGCAUGCUCUCGCUCAGCCCCAUGUGCAGCGGAGUGACCCCCACCACUCAGCUCUCCCAGACCACCUGGAGCCCUGUCCCCCUCUCCACCUCUGCCAGCCUGACUAUGUUUGACGUCCGUGGGAAGGGGGAUCGUCCCGAGGAUCCGGCUCUGCUGGGCCUACCUGGAGGCGAGGCACUGCUACUGGGGAGCCCCUCUCCAGAACAGGAUGUGGACAGGGUGUCGCCAUUGGGGGACCCAGAGGAGAUGGAUGGAGAGCCCAAGAUCCUCACCCAGCUACAAUCAGUCCCUGUGGAUGAUGAGUUGGGGCUGUAAUCCAGUCCCAGUCCCCCUCCACAACCCACAUCACCAUAAAAUCAGUCAGCAAGACUACAUGUUACGGAACAACCUCAGUGCUCCCUUGGAUAGGUUUCAUUGAAGAGUGGACUGGCUUUGACUCGUAUGAGGAAUGUGCUUUGACAAAAAAAAAUCCUAGGCGAUGAUCCUUUUGGAUAAACCGUCACGGGAUAGGCUGAUUGUACGCAACAUGGAAUGACCUGGAGGAUGGCCUUGCAUAUAGGCUAGCCUGUUACCUGAUUUAUGUUACACAACUGUCCACUGCUUGGUUUCCACAGUUUUAGAACUCUUAUACUGUUGUCAUCUGCCUCCCAUAAGCCAAGAGCCCUUCCUGUGUCACAAAAUGGAGGAGCUGAGUCAACCGUGGGGAGUGAAAGUCUUAACUCUCCAAGCAAGGCACGGUUCCUUUUACUCGGCAUCAAGUUAAUUUCUAAGGACAUUCUGCGGCUUUUAUGCACAGACGUGCCCAUUUCAGCCAAGACUAUUUGUACUACAAGGGAAUGAAUGCCUUGGGUUUUAGUUGGCGUUGGGUUGAGCGGUACGCCACGGCCAGGUUCUUGUUUAAGUCUCUAAACUCCGCCAAAUGCAGACGCAGCCAAGCAUUAAGUCCUGUUGAAGUUGGACUGUGUGGUUCUGAAUGGCUGCUCACUUUGGUGCUGCUGAGUAUUGCACAGUUUAGCCUCAGUGAACGCAAACAGAAAGUGGGCUGACCGUGACACCAGAAACCCCCGAACACUCUAGCAUCGAGAUGGACUGUGUACUCCUCUCUGUCAGCAGUGUCACCACGUCAAAGGGCACAGGCUCCUCAUUUAACUACAGGUUGGCAUGCAAUGCUAAGCUCUGUCACGUCUGAGGUCUGUAGGAGGGAAUGGAGUCACCUGGGAUUUUCUUUGAAAACAUAUAUUUUUUGACUCUCUGCAAUCAAUGCAUGGUCCUCUGUAAAUAUGACCACGUGACAUGUAUUACAUAUGUAAGCCAGUCUAAUUAGGAUAGACCAAGCUUUAGUGAAGACAGGUUUCAUACACUACACACUCUGCUUGACCACAUGGUGCGAUAUUUGCGCCACAAUCGUACACUACUACAAAUUGUCUGAAUUUUUAAAUUUUAUUUUUAUUUGAUCUUACUUUUAUGGGUUUGAGCUCGACCUAAUAAGUGCCUUAUUAUCUAGUUGCUGAGGUUGGUGGGCCAGUGUGGGUUUUACUGCCUUUGGAUCUUCAAAGUGAAGAAUGUGUUCUACUCUUCACAAAAUGAAGCACCAUUGAGACAAGCAACUUCCCACGUGGAUGUCGAAUAUGACUUGUAAUAACCCGUAUCCCUCGCGAACUCCAGAGAAACGUAACGUGGCGCCCUUGGUUUGUACGGCCGUUGCUCUUUUAGCAUCACUAACGCCUACCAUGACAUAAUCCCCAUUGAGAACUCCCUCCUCAUUGUACGUUUUGCACAUUUCGUCCGUGUCAUGUUUACGCCUAAAGGUGAUGGCCAGAUUCUAUUUUGUAAAACCUGCUGCCUUUUCUCUGUUCUUCACGAAUUGCACUCACCGAUCUGAAGGGACGGGAUAGGUCGAAUUAGCUGGUUAGGUUGAGUUUCAAACAGCCUCUGUCUAUCCUGAUAUCAGCAACAGUGAGUCAUGAAGCGCUGAGAGCAGGUUACAGGUCUCCUAGAAUGGAAUGGUAUCCAGCGAGACUCUGUGCAGUUGUUCUCGCCAUACAGUACUCGCCAUCUCUCCAUAACCAAAGCACAGAUGGCAGUUCUCUGGCCAACAGUAAAACAACGCUAUUCUUCAGUGUCACUCCCAACUGUUGUGUUUUUAUAUUUGUGUGUUUUUGGUUAUUUUCUGUGUGUAUUUAAAGCAUGUAUUUGAAGCAUGUAUCAAUAAUUUUCUAGUAGUAACUUUGAAUACUUUGAAUGGAGAGGAACAAAACGAGCAGUCCUUGUAGAAGUAGAACACAUGGACAAAGGGAAAAAGCAUCAAUGGACCUUCCCAGGGGAUGGCUGGUUGUACAGUCUCAGAAUGUGUAGCUAAUGAUAAUCACCACUUCUCCAAUGAUAUUAUACACUUUUACAAUCUGAAUAGGAUGUGAAUUACCCAUCAAAGGAAUGUUACAUGUUGAGUAAAAAAAAAAAAAAAUCAUCGGUGUUUGGAAAUGUUUUGUUGGUUCUAAGGCAUUUUUUUCCAUACGAUACAGUGCAUGAGUUGGAGGCUAAAGGGAACGUGUGUUUUUGUUUGUGUAUCCCACUUGUCUACAUGUAGUGUUUUUUUAGUGUGUGGUGCUCCAAUGGCUGUUAGUGUCAGGUGCAGGAAUUUGUAA